Molecule: messenger RNA, 363 nt
Organism: Acaulospora colombiana
Lineage: Eukaryota; Fungi; Glomeromycota; Glomeromycetes; Diversisporales; Acaulosporaceae
Source: the annotation of a GenBank genome assembly
AUGCCAAUCAGAUCGACCGGUCAAGUAGCUACCAACAUGACAGAAGCAUUUCCACAUCUGUGCAUGAGCUGGGCCAUUAUUCUUGUACUGGAAGUGGGCGCUCAAGUGGUACUUUUGGAGACGUUCAUUGAACCGUUGUCGAUGGUUGGUGACGACCUGGAUUUGAACCUUCAGGCCACACGAUUGGACGAAGUUUGUUCCUCCAUCGAGAUGUUUUUAUAUAGGUACAGUCCUCAGAACGCGGAAGUGUGGCUCUCAUAUCAUAUCAGUUCAAAGAGAAUGGCGUCCCUCUCAAGGGCGUUCAAGCUCGGCAGGGCUAAAUGCAAAAUAAGGGUUAUUACGCGCUUACAACCAGGUCCAUAG